Mandrillus leucophaeus (drill) is the source of this 5267-nucleotide messenger RNA. It is a transcript of the gene GRIN2A, whose product is annotated as glutamate receptor, ionotropic, N-methyl D-aspartate 2A. Gene Ontology annotation, biological process: synaptic transmission, glutamatergic; excitatory postsynaptic potential; long-term synaptic potentiation. Gene Ontology annotation, molecular function: transmitter-gated monoatomic ion channel activity involved in regulation of postsynaptic membrane potential; NMDA glutamate receptor activity. Lineage: Eukaryota; Metazoa; Chordata; Mammalia; Primates; Cercopithecidae. The record is from RefSeq and is a predicted model, not a curated record. The transcript is spliced from 13 exons. The coding region runs from base 544 to 4812 and encodes 1422 amino acids. Gene Ontology annotation, cellular component: postsynaptic membrane; postsynaptic density membrane; NMDA selective glutamate receptor complex.
AGCAGCUCCCGGUCGCACAACUCCCAGCAGCCGGCGCUGGGGAGGUGGUAGGGGGUGCGGGUGGAGGUGCCCAGUUAGCUUCUCGUGGGUUGCCAACCUGGGGCUCCCAUUCUGCUGUGCACCCUGGAGUGGAGCUCCCGCUAUCAGUCACAGGGGCUGAGGAUCCGCACUGGGGGCGUCGUGGGCAUGGGGCUUCAGCUUCCCCCCUCUUGUCUAGCCCCCCUGGGCGCACAGGGGGGCUUGUGAGCGCUGCAGACUGCAGCCUUCCCCUCAACCCUCCCUCCCCUCGCUGGUGGGCUGACCCUGCCUCUCCUUCUCUCCUCCGCCCCGGUAGAGCCCUGCUGCAGAGCCUCCGGCUGGGAUAGCCGCCCCCCGUGGGGGCGAUGCGGACAGCGCGGGACAGCCAGGGGAGCGCGCGGGGGCCGCAGCAUGCGGGAACCCGCUAAACCCGGUGGCUGCUGAGGCGGCCGAGAUGAUCGUGCGCGCAGCGCGCCCCACUGCAUCCUCGACCUUCUCGGGCUACAGGGACCGUCAGUGGCGACUAUGGGCAGAGUGGGCUAUUGGACCCUGCUGGUGCUGCCGGCCCUUCUGGUCUGGCGCGGUCCGGCGCCGAGCGCGGCGGCGGAGAAGGGUUCCCCCGCGCUGAAUAUUGCGGUGAUGCUGGGUCACAGCCACGACAUGACAGAGCGCGAACUUCGAACCCUGUGGGGCCCCGAGCAGGCGGCGGGGCUGCCCCUGGACGUGAACGUGGUAGCUCUGCUGAUGAACCGCACCGACCCCAAGAGCCUCAUCACGCACGUGUGCGACCUCAUGUCCGGGGCACGCAUCCACGGCCUCGUGUUUGGGGACGACACGGACCAGGAGGCCGUGGCCCAGAUGCUGGAUUUUAUCUCCUCCCAGACCUUCAUCCCCAUCUUGGGCAUUCACGGGGGCGCAUCUAUGAUCAUGGCUGACAAGGAUCCGACGUCUACCUUCUUCCAGUUUGGAGCAUCCAUCCAGCAGCAAGCCACGGUCAUGCUGAAGAUCAUGCAGGAUUAUGACUGGCAUGUCUUCUCCCUGGUGACUACCAUCUUCCCUGGCUACAGGGACUUCAUCAGCUUCGUCAAGACCACGGUGGACAACAGCUUUGUGGGCUGGGACAUGCAGAAUGUGAUCACACUGGACACUUCCUUUGAGGAUGCAAAGACACAAGUCCAGUUGAAGAAGAUCCACUCUUCUGUCAUCUUGCUCUACUGUUCCAAAGACGAGGCUGUCCUCAUUCUGAGUGAGGCCCGUUCCCUUGGCCUCACCGGGUAUGAUUUCUUCUGGAUUGUCCCCAGCUUGGUCUCUGGGAACACGGAGCUCAUCCCCAAAGAGUUUCCAUCGGGACUUAUUUCCGUCUCCUACGAUGACUGGGACUACACCCUGGAGGCGAGAGUGAGGGACGGCAUUGGCAUCCUAACCACUGCUGCAUCUUCUAUGCUGGAGAAGUUCUCCUACAUCCCCGAGGCCAAGGCCAGCUGCUACGGGCAGAUGGAGAGACCAGAGAUCCCGAUGCACACCUUGCACCCAUUUAUGGUCAAUGUUACAUGGGAUGGCAAAGACUUAUCCUUCACUGAGGAAGGCUACCAGGUGCAUCCCAGGCUGGUGGUGAUUGUGCUGAACAAAGACCGGGAAUGGGAAAAGGUGGGCAAGUGGGAGAACCAGACGCUGAGCCUGAGGCACGCCGUGUGGCCCAGGUACAAGUCCUUCUCCGACUGUGAGCCGGAUGACAACCAUCUCAGCAUCGUCACCCUGGAGGAGGCCCCGUUCGUCAUCGUGGAAGAUAUAGACCCCCUGACCGAGACGUGUGUGAGGAACACUGUGCCGUGUCGGAAGUUCGUCAAAAUCAACAAUUCAACCAAUGAGGGGAUGAAUGUGAAGAAAUGCUGCAAGGUGGUCUAUCAACGGGCAGUCAUGGCGGUUGGUUCUCUCACCAUCAAUGAGGAACGUUCUGAAGUGGUGGACUUCUCUGUGCCCUUUGUGGAAACGGGAAUCAGUGUCAUGGUUUCAAGAAGUAAUGGCACCGUCUCACCUUCUGCUUUUCUAGAACCAUUCAGCGCCUCUGUCUGGGUGAUGAUGUUUGUGAUGCUGCUCAUUGUUUCUGCCAUAGCUGUUUUUGUCUUUGAAUACUUCAGCCCUGUUGGAUACAACAGAAACUUAGCCAAAGGGAAAGCACCCCAUGGGCCUUCUUUUACAAUUGGAAAAGCUAUAUGGCUUCUUUGGGGCCUGGUGUUCAAUAACUCCGUGCCUGUGCAGAAUCCUAAAGGGACCACCAGCAAGAUCAUGGUAUCCGUAUGGGCCUUCUUUGCUGUUAUAUUCCUGGCCAGCUACACAGCCAAUCUGGCUGCUUUCAUGAUCCAGGAGGAAUUUGUGGACCAAGUGACUGGCCUCAGUGACAAAAAGUUUCAGAGACCUCAUGACUAUUCCCCACCUUUUCGAUUUGGGACAGUGCCUAAUGGAAGCACGGAGAGAAACAUUCGGAAUAACUAUCCCUACAUGCAUCAGUACAUGACCAAAUUUAAUCAGAAGGGAGUAGAGGAUGCCUUGGUCAGCCUGAAAACGGGGAAGCUGGAUGCUUUCAUCUAUGAUGCCGCGGUCUUGAAUUACAAGGCCGGGAGGGAUGAAGGCUGCAAGCUGGUGACCAUCGGGAGUGGGUACAUCUUUGCCACCACCGGUUAUGGAAUUGCCCUUCAGAAAGGCUCUCCUUGGAAGAGGCAGAUCGACCUGGCCUUGCUUCAGUUUGUGGGUGAUGGUGAGAUGGAGGAGCUGGAGACCCUGUGGCUCACGGGGAUCUGCCACAACGAGAAGAACGAGGUGAUGAGCAGCCAGCUGGACAUUGACAACAUGGCGGGCGUGUUCUACAUGCUGGCCGCGGCCAUGGCCCUUAGCCUCAUCACCUUCAUCUGGGAGCACCUCUUCUACUGGAAGCUGCGCUUCUGUUUCACGGGCGUGUGCUCCGACCGGCCUGGGUUGCUCUUCUCCAUCAGCAGGGGCAUCUACAGCUGCAUUCAUGGAGUGCACAUUGAAGAAAAGAAGAAGUCUCCAGACUUCAAUCUGACAGGAUCCCAGAGCAACAUGUUAAAACUCCUCCGGUCAGCCAAAAACAUUUCCAACAUGUCCAACAUGAACUCCUCAAGAAUGGACUCACCCAAAAGAGCUGCUGACUUCAUCCAAAGAGGUUCCCUCAUCAUGGACAUGGUUUCAGAUAAGGGGAAUAUGAUGUACUCGGACAACAGGUCCUUUCAGGGGAAAGAGAGCAUUUUUGGAGACAACAUGAACGAACUCCAGACAUUUGUGGCCAACCGGCACAAGGAUAACCUCAAUAACUACGUAUUCCAGGGACAACAUCCUCUCACUCUCAAUGAGUCCAACCCUAACACGGUGGAGGUGGCUGUGAGCACAGAAUCCAAAGUGAACUCUAGACCCCGGCAACUUUGGAAGAAAUCCAUGGAUUCCAUACGCCAGGAUUCACUAUCCCAGAAUCCAGUCUCCCAGAGGGAUGAGGGAACAGCGGAGAAUAGGACCCACUCCCUAAAGAGCCCUAGGUAUCUUCCAGAAGAGAUGGCCCAUUCUGACGUUUCAGAAACGUCAAAUCGGGCCACGUGCCACAGGGAACCUGACAACAGUAAGAACCACAAAACCAAGGACAACUUUAAAAGGUCAGUGGCCUCCAAAUACCCCAAGGACUGUAGCGAGGUCGAGCGCACCUACCUGAAAACCAAAUCAAGCUCCCCGAGAGACAAGAUCUACACUAUUGAUGGUGAGAAGGAGCCUGGUUUUCACUUAGAUCCACCCCAGUUUGUUGAAAAUGUGACCCUGCCCGAGAACGUGGACUUCCCAGACCCCUACCAGGAUCACAGUGAAAACUUCCGCAAGGGGGACUCCACGCUGCCAAUGAACCGGAAGCCCUUGCAUAAUGAAGAGGGGCUUCCCGACACCGAGCAGUAUAAACUCUACUCCAAGCACUUCACCUUGAAAGACAAGGGUUCCCCACACAGCGAGACCAGCGAGCGAUACCGGCAGAACUCCACGCACUGCAGAAGCUGCCUUUCCAACCUGCCCACCUAUUCAGGCCACUUCACCAUGAGGUCCCCCUUCAAGUGUGAUGCCUGCCUGCGGAUGGGGAACCUCUAUGACAUCGAUGAAGACCAGAUGCUUCAGGAGACAGGUAACCCAGCCACCCGGGAGCAGGUCUACCAGCAGGACUGGGCACAGAACAAUGCCCUUCAAUUACAAAAGAACAAGCUAAGGAUUAGCCGUCAGCAUUCCUACGAUAACAUUGUCGACAAACCUAGGGAGCUAGACCUUAGCAGGCCCUCCCGGAGCAUAAGCCUCAAGGACAGGGAACGGCUUCUGGAGGGAAAUUUUUACGGCAGCCUGUUUAGUGUCCCCUCAAGCAAACUCUCGGGGAACAAAAGCUCCCUUUUCCCCCAAGGUCUGGAGGACAGCAAGAGGAGCAAGUCUCUCUUGCCAGACCACACCUCCGAUAACCCUUUCCUCCACUCCCACAGGGAUGACCAACGCUUGGUUAUUGGGAGAUGCCCCUCGGACCCUUACAAACACUCGUUGCCAUCCCAGGCGGUGAAUGACAGCUAUCUUCGGUCGUCCUUGAGGUCAACGGCAUCGUACUGUUCCAGGGACAGUCGGGGCCACAAUGAUGUGUAUAUUUCGGAGCAUGUUAUGCCUUAUGCUGCAAAUAAGAAUAAUAUGUACUCUACCCCCAGGGUUUUAAAUUCCUGCAGCAAUAGACGUGUGUACAAGAAAAUGCCUAGUAUGGAAUCUGAUGUUUAAAAAUCUUCCAUUAAUGUUUUAUCUAUAGGGAAACAUACGUAAUGGCCAACGUUCUGGAGGGUAAAUGUUGGACGUCCAAUAAUGCCCUGCUAAGAGAAAGAAGAUGUAGGGAGGUAUUUUUUUGUUGUUGUUGGCUCUUUUGCACAUGGCUUCAUGCCAUAAUUUUCCACUCAAGGAAUCUUGUGAGGUGUGUGCUGAGCAUGGUGAGUCCUUAACCAAAAAUAACUAACUACAUAAGGGCAAGUCUCCGGGACAUGCCUACUGGGUAUGAUGGCAAUAAUGAUGCAUUGGAUGCCAAUGGUGAUGUUAUGAUUUCCUAUAUUCCAAAUUCCAUUAAGGUCAGUCCACCAUGUAAUUUUCUCAUCAGAAAUGCCUAAUGGUUUCUCUAAUUCAGAAUAAGCAAUAUGGUAUGCAUGUAAACCUGACACAGACAAAAUAAAAACAGUUAAGAAUGC